UCAUACGCAAUUCGAUCGAAAGCGACUGACACAGCACCCCAUCCCCAUGUUUACCAUUUAAGUACUAUGGCAGUUGUGACAAAUAGUUGAAUUGCCGCCGAUUACUCAUUUGGAUAAUUUCACUUCCUGUAAUAGUGAAAAUGAAUGUUUUACUGGUCAUUCAAAUUACUGUUUACAUCUUAGCACUAGUCUUAGCCUUAUGUAUAUCCGUUCCCGUUAUUAUUCAUCAAAAGGACUUCAAGGGUCAUUGUUUGCUGUUUUCCAGAGGAACUUGGAGGGAAACUGAUGGCCAGUUUGUGAUUACAUGGGCUCCUAAUGCUUACUGUGUGUUUGUUAUAAUAUCUGGAGUGAUCUCACUCACAGCUUGUUGUAUUCAAAUUCACAGACUUGGCCAUUUCCUUUAUAGAGGGCUUGACAGCUCUUUCUUGUCAGCAUUUGUUGAUGCAGUUGGCAGUGCCUUUCUCUGUUUUCUUUCUUUAGCUUCUGCCAUGAUUAUCACUCUUGGAUUUGGCACUUGGUGUGGAGACAUAACCCAACGAUUUGAAGAAUGCAGUUAUGCUGAAGAUGAAAAUAUUGACCAAGUGGAUAAUAUCAACACAUCUGGAUUUUACUUGUUAUUGGGAACUGCACAGUUUGGAGCUUGGGCCUCCUGGGCAUGUUGGGUGGGAUUGGCUGUCUGUGCAGUUCUUAAGUUAUGUCGUUAUCACCAACGAGAAAAUAUUCGAGUCAGCAUGGCCAAAGAGCGGAGACGUUUGUUGACAGAUGGACUUCCACCACGAAGCUCUAGCGAUGAAGCGAUGCUCGGUUAAAAAGUUUAUAAUUUGUACAUUGUUCGUUUCCUUCGCAAAGCUAUGUAUUCAUGUAUUGGCUUAUCAAUCUUCAUUUUACCUCUAAAUAAAAAUCUCAGAAUAUAUCCCUUUGCAACGUAAAACGUAAUUAAUAAUAAUACGUGUUGUUAUAUCAUAUGCACCGGUCGGCUGCACCGCCGAUUGUAGAAAAAGCGAAAUAAAUCAUAAUAACAUCA
Molecule: messenger RNA, 1024 nt
Organism: Daphnia pulicaria
Lineage: Eukaryota; Metazoa; Arthropoda; Branchiopoda; Diplostraca; Daphniidae
Product: transmembrane protein 179-like
Exons: 7
Coding region: 141-809 (222 amino acids)
Source: RefSeq, a predicted model, not a curated record